GUAAAAAAAAAAGUGUGCUCGCUCAACUUAUGAAUACCUGACAGUGUUGAAUUUUGACCUGUAUUUAGAAAACUUCCAAAGCAGGUCAAUUAAACAAUGAAAUAUAGAAAUUUAUUGUCAAAUCUGUAUCAAAUCAGAGAAAAAUUACAUUAACGAAUUUGAUUACUUCAUCUGGUAUCUAUUGAUAAAGAACAGCCCGGUGCACAAGGCCUUUUCAAUUGGGAACUGAGCUGGUCUUCUGCAUUUACGUUAACACACCCAAAAUCAAUUUAUCUUUUGGAGGGAUGAUUUGAUUACGAAAAUUCGUAGAAGUACUCUCCACCCCAGAGGACAGCAAUAGUCAUCAGUACCUCCUGGUACUCAACAGUACCUCCGAUCCCCCUUUGAGGUGGGGGCGAGUGUGGCAGUGAGCACAUGCUCCAAAGGAGAAGACAAUUAGCCUAGAUAUGGAUGCCCCGGAGUGCUUUCCCUGUCCACUUACUGAAAGGGUUCAAGGGGUAGACUUAUCAGAGCCCCUCUGAAAUAAUUAAAUAAACUAUAAUCUGAGAUUAUAGGUAACAGACCCAAAGCAGUUCCCCAAACCUUUGCAUUUUUCCUCACUAUCCAGAGGCACCCAGCCUCGCCUCAUCGUCCCGCUGGCGCAGACCCUGGGACAAUCAAGUUUAUAGGGACCACCUGGCUCGGCUAAUCCCGGUGCUAGUUCUCUCUGGUUGGAAUCCCUUUUCCCUCGGGCAAGUUCACUUACAAAAGUUCUUGGAUCGCCAAGAAAGCUUUCUUUCCAGAUCACUGUGCGGACCUCCGUGUUUAGAGAAUUUCCAAAGAGAAGGUCGGGGAGCAGCCCUCCCGGCGGGGACGCGGGGACACGAGCCGUGGCGGGAAGGGUGAGGGAGGCAGCUCAGCCUGGUGAGCGGCGGUGGGGCCCGCGCCGGCCGCCCCCGCAGGGCCGCCUAUUUAGGGCGCAGCGGCGGGCGGGAGCGGCUGGGACUGCGCUUAUGGCUGCCCUGGGGGACCAGGUGCUGGACGGUUACGUGUUCCCGGCCUGCGCCGCCUACUCGUACCCGUACCCCUACCUACCCACCGCCAAGGGUAAGGGCUUAGCGGGCGGGGGCGGCUGGCGGCACCGCGGCGGGGACUACCCUCUCGCGUCUUCCUCCUCGUCCUCUGCGGCCCCGUCCUUCCCGGGCUACGGGCAGCUGAUGGCCGCCGAGUACUUCGACAGCUACCAGAGGGCGCAGCUCGUGGCCCUCCUGUCGCAGAUGAGCCCGGGCCUGGCCCCGCGGCCCCGCAGGGCGGGCAGUCGGGACAUGGCCGUGCAGGUGAACCCGCGGCGCGACGUCUCGGUGCAGUGCUCGCUGGGGCGGCGCACUCUGCCGCGCAGGCCCCGCGCCCCCGGAACCCCCGGCGGCUCCGGCCCCGAGGGCGCGGCCGGAGGCUCAGCAUCCCCGCGGCCGGCCCGCCCGGGCCCGGAGCAGGGCAGCCCCCCGAGCGGCGGCCCGCGGCCCGUGCGCUUCCCGCGCACCGUCGCCGUGUACUCGCCCGUGGUGUCCCGCCGCCUCACCGCCUUACUAGAAGGGGCGGAGACCGCGGCGGGCGAGCAGAGGUCCAGGGCGCCGGACGGAGAGCCGGGGCCACCACCGCCGAGGUCUCGAGGCCCGGAGCAGGAAGAGGGGUCGGCGAGGAAGGCGCCCCAACGGCCGCAGUCUAAGGAGGAGGAGGAGGCCGAGGGCCGCGCCGCGGUGCGGGCGAGCUGGGAGCAGCCGGGGGACCCAGCAGGGCUGCCGCCGCGGGAGGCCCGGGAAGGCGAGGCGGCUCUGCGGCCCCCGCCCAGGAGCCCCGAGCAGCCGCCGCCGGUGGGAAGGGCCCCGGACGACGAGGGCGAGCGGUCGUCGCCGCGGAGCCCCGAGCCCGGCAGCGAGCGCCUGCGUUUCCAGUUCUUAGAGCAGAAAUAUGGCUAUUAUCACUGCAAGGAGUGUAACAUCCGAUGGGAAAGUGCCUAUGUGUGGUGUGUACAGGGCACUAACAAGGUUUAUUUCAAGCAGUUUUGCAGGACUUGUCAGAAGUCUUACAACCCUUACCGAGUGGAGGAUAUUACCUGUCAAAGCUGUAAACAGACUAGAUGCUCCUGCUCAGUAAAACUUCGCCACGUUGACCCUAAACGGCCCCAUCGUCAAGAUUUGUGUGGGAGAUGCAAAGGCAAACGCCUGUCCUGUGAUAGCACUUUCAGCUUCAAGUAUAUCAUUUAAAUGAGUGUAAACACCCGUCCUGCAGACCUUGCAAGCGGAGCACACAAGGGAGCUUUUGUCCACGCCCCAUCUUCUUUCCUCCUCUCCCUUCUCAAAGUACUUCAUGAAAGGCUGUAGUU
Messenger RNA from Rhinolophus ferrumequinum (greater horseshoe bat), 2362 nucleotides. It is a transcript of the gene ZAR1, whose product is annotated as zygote arrest 1. The transcript is spliced from 4 exons. The record is from RefSeq and is a predicted model, not a curated record. Gene Ontology annotation, molecular function: mRNA base-pairing post-transcriptional repressor activity. The coding region runs from base 993 to 2243 and encodes 416 amino acids. Gene Ontology annotation, biological process: translation. Gene Ontology annotation, cellular component: cytoplasm. Lineage: Eukaryota; Metazoa; Chordata; Mammalia; Chiroptera; Rhinolophidae.